CGUUAACAGACAUUACUCAAGAAGAAGAAGCUGGCGGAAGUGACGCAAACAUUUUGAAUGUUUACCGCGCUGAAAGUCUUCAAACUGCAGUGUGUUUUAGUGCUUUAUAAUACAGGAGAGAAACUUAGUCAUUGUUCGUGAUUUGCGGACAUUUUUCCACAAGGCAUGAUGAAGAGACUGGACAGAGCUCAUGUUAAAGAUACAGCGAUUCCCACACAUCCUAAUUUAGCAUUUAAGAAAGUAAAUGUGAAGACUGACACUGAGAAUGUGGUCAGGAAGAACCCAGCAAAAAGUCUCAAAGGGCCCUCAACAAGAUACGGCCAUCAAAGUGAUGUUCUGGAACAAAAUCGUCUUCUGAUGGUAGUGAAUGAAGAUCUACAGAAGCAGAUCGCAGAGUUGAAGGAAAAUGUGUCUGUAUUAGAAGAACGCUGCAGUGAUCUACAAGAAACCAACACUGAAAUUAAAAAACAGCUCGGUGGCUGUCAUGAACUUCUUAUUGCAGAGAACCUUGAUCCAGUUUCAGGGGGAAAAGUUUGUGAAGCAGCAGAUCAGAGAGCAGGACAAAGAAAAGAACUCAUGACCAUUUCCCAAAAACUUUUAUCUGAGCUGAAAUUGUUUGAUGAUUUUACCAAAGAUCACCGAGCACAUUUAACAGAGGUGCAGAACACCAUGAGAAGUCUUCAAGGAGCCCGAGAACAGCUUCACACGGAAAGGGAAGGGUUCAGUGUGUAUGUGGAGGACAUGGAGAGGGCAUUAGAGGAUGCAGAGAAGCUGCUGCUCCAGUAACAAUGCAGGAUUUUAUUUCAUUUAUUCAGUUGAAUCAAUUUAUUUCACGAAUAAAGACAUUGUAUUGGC
Molecule: messenger RNA, 855 nt
Organism: Tachysurus fulvidraco (yellow catfish)
Lineage: Eukaryota; Metazoa; Chordata; Actinopteri; Siluriformes; Bagridae
Gene: knstrn
Product: kinetochore localized astrin (SPAG5) binding protein
Exons: 8
Coding region: 166-786 (206 amino acids)
Biological process (GO): spindle organization; regulation of attachment of spindle microtubules to kinetochore; mitotic sister chromatid segregation
Cellular component (GO): microtubule plus-end; centriolar satellite; mitotic spindle
Source: RefSeq, a predicted model, not a curated record